AUGUCUCAUGUGGUUCAGGAAGCCAAUUUGUCGUGUUCCGCCGGAAAAAAUGGUCAAAGUGUUCGCCGUUCAAGUACCCGUUCGCGGAAGCCUAAUUCUUCGCUGGAUCAAGAAGCAGUUACAAUGGAAAGAAUCCGAGAACUUAGAAAGAGAAGAGGCGGAGUGCUCUCUGCCUUGACGGCCAAGCAUAAAGAAAUUGACAGCUUAUUAACGGAUGAGAACAAUCUUGAAGCAGUCAAGGUGAAACUGACAGAGAUUACUUCCCUUUUUCAAAGAUUUACAGAUGCACACGAGGAGUAUAAUACUGCCCUAACCGAUGAGAGCCAAAGACAGGAAUCAGUAGUUUACUUCACUGACAUUGAGUCGAGUUUGAAUUUCUUCUGUCAAACGGUGAACGACUGGUUACGUGUAACGGAUACGGAUUCAAGAUCUUGA
This is a messenger RNA of Porites lobata, 435 nucleotides long. The record is from the annotation of a GenBank genome assembly. Lineage: Eukaryota; Metazoa; Cnidaria; Anthozoa; Scleractinia; Poritidae.